Molecule: messenger RNA, 1775 nt
Organism: Erinaceus europaeus (western European hedgehog)
Lineage: Eukaryota; Metazoa; Chordata; Mammalia; Eulipotyphla; Erinaceidae
Gene: SMS
Product: spermine synthase
Exons: 11
Coding region: 190-1290 (366 amino acids)
Biological process (GO): spermine biosynthetic process
Molecular function (GO): spermine synthase activity
Source: RefSeq, a predicted model, not a curated record
CCCUCCCGGAGGCGGGCCCGGCCCCGCCCCCGCGCCCUGGGUCGCUCCCGGCGGGGCGGUCCCUCCCACCUCCCAGCCUGGGCCUCCCUGGCGCGGCGCACUCCCCGCCGCCCGCAGCCUGACACGCCGCGCGGCCCCCCAGUCUCCCGCGUCCGUUCCCCCAGGCAUGGCCCAGGGCCUCGCCGCAUUAUGGCAGCAGCACGGCACAGCACGCUUGACUUCAUGCUCGGCGCCAAAGCCAAUGGCGAGACCAUCCUCAAAGGCCUCCAGUCCAUUUUCCAGGAGCAGGGCAUGACGGAGUCGGUGCACACCUGGCAGGACCACGGCUAUCUAGCGACCUACAUCAACAAGAAUGGCAGCUUUGCCAAUUUGAGGAUUUAUCCACAUGGAUUGGUGUUGCUGGAUCUUCAGAGCUAUGACGGUGAUACCCAAGGCAAAGAAGAAAUUGACAGUCUUUUGAACAAGAUAGAAGAGCGAAUGAAGGAGUUGAGCCAGGACAGUACCGGGCGGGUGAAACGAUUACCACCCAUCGUUCGAGGAGGGGCCAUAGACAGAUAUUGGCCCACUGCUGAUGGCCGCCUGGUUGAGUAUGACAUAGAUAAGGUGGUGUAUGAUGAAGAUUCACCUUACCAGAACAUUAAAAUUCUACACUCAAAGCAGUUUGGAAAUAUCCUCAUCCUUAGCGGGGACGUCAAUUUGGCCGAGAGUGAUCUGGCAUAUACCCAGGCCAUUAUGGGAAAUGGCAAAGAGGACUACACUGGCAAGGAUGUGCUGAUCCUGGGAGGUGGAGACGGCGGCAUUUUAUGUGAAAUAGUCAAACUGAAACCAAAGAUGGUCACUAUGGUAGAGAUUGACCAGAUGGUGAUUGAUGGAUGUAAGAAGUACAUGCGAAAAACUUGUGGCGACGUCUUAGACAAUCUGAAAGGAGACUGCUAUGAGGUUCUGAUAGAAGACUGCAUCCCAGUACUGAAGAGAUACGCCAAAGAAGGGAGGGAGUUUGAUUAUGUGAUUAAUGACCUAACAGCUGUUCCAAUCUCUACGUCUCCAGAGGAAGAUUCCACAUGGGAGUUUCUCAGACUGAUUCUUGACCUCUCCAUGAAAGUGCUGAAGCAGGGUGGGAAGUACUUCACACAGGGGAACUGUGUCAAUUUGACUGAAGCCCUGUCGCUCUAUGAAGAACAACUCGGGCGCCUGUAUUGUCCUGUGGAAUUCUCAAAGGAAAUUGUCUGUGUCCCUUCGUACUUGGAAUUGUGGGUAUUUUACACUGUGUGGAAGAAAGCUAAGCCUUGAAGAUCAAUCUGUAAUCAUGUGCGCUGCAGAUAGUCUUCUGACCGUCUCAUGUUGUACAUGACAUCAAAACAAGUUAGGCAAUCGAUUGUGAAUUCCUUCAACUCUUUUUGUUAAUUAUUAUUUUAAUUUAAAAACAAAACAAAUGGAAAAUGUAUAUUUUGAUGACCUAGGGUGUUAAUUAUUUGAAAUUCAGCUGAAGGAUGAUUAGACAGCACAGCAAAGGCUGCUAAAUGCACUGAACCCCUAGAAUGUGAUUUUUGUUACCUUUUUUCCUCCUUUCUGUGUGGGCUUUUUUUUUUUUUUUUUUUUUUUUUUUUUGUUUCGGUAGACUUUUUAAUUCGGUUGUGUGGAGGAUUGAACAUCGUUGUUGUUAUUCUAGUGGAAGUUCUUGAUGGUGUUUCUUUCCCCGUAACUUCACUUAGACAUUAAAAUUUGGUGCUUCUAAGAAAGUAAGAAAUAGCAUUGCUUCGAUUAAAAUUGCAAAA